Closterium sp. Naga37s-1 is the source of this 2838-nucleotide messenger RNA. The record is from the annotation of a GenBank genome assembly. NCBI's taxonomy places the organism in Eukaryota, Viridiplantae, Streptophyta, Zygnematophyceae, Desmidiales, Closteriaceae.
AUGGACGCGAGCGACGGUGAAUCCGUCGCACGGGCGACCCAUGCGACGGGCGAGACGACGUCUCUCACCAAGAGACCUCACACCCACCCUCCCAGCCUCCUGCCUUCCUUCCUCCCGUCAUUUCAUCCCUCGUCCCUCCCAGCUCUGCCGUCAUUCCUGCCUUCGUCCCUCCCCUCGUCCCUCCCCUCGUCCCUCCCCUCGUCCCUCCCGUCGUCCCUCCCGUCAUCGCUCGUCCCCUCGUUCCUCUCCUCCGCCAUUCACAAGCCCGCCGUCGUCGUCGUCGCGCUCUUCCUCGCCUGCCACGUCAUCUUCUUCCUCGAGUUCCCCGUCUCCUUCCGUCUGCCGCACACCGCUGUUAUCGAGGAAGCCCAUAACGAAGCAGCACCGAGCGCGCUAAUUGACGACAGUAGUAUCAGCAGUACUAUUUUUGGUAGUACCAGCAGCAGCAGCGCCACUAGUGUUUCGAUUAGUGCUACUCCCCUCGUCGCUACUACCUCUCGGCUCGGAGAUUCAUCUCACGGCGACGUAUCCGUUAUAAGCCUCCUCGGCAUUUCCUAUUCCUGCCUCCGCCUCCUUCGCGAAAGGGCCGACAACAGUUUUCCUGAUUUCGCCGGUAACAACAGUUUCGCCGACUCAAACGCCACGAAGAUAUCCGAUGGCGCUGGUAGCAGCACGGCAGCAGGUCGAUCCGGGGGCGGAAGUGCGGCGGAGUUAGACGCGUGUCGAACACGCCUCCUCGAGGCCUUUCGACGGCUGGCCCUUCGCGCUCAGCAGGCGGAGGUGGCACAGGGGGCGAGUGGGGAGCAGUGGGAGCAGGCGGGGGCGGAGAAGGGGGAGAAGGGGGAGCAGGGGGAGCAGGCGGAGAAGGGGGAGCAGGAGGGGCAGGCGGAGAAGGGGGAGCAGGCGGAGAAGGGGGAGCAGGGGGGGCAGGAGGGGGAGGAGGAUAAGGUGCAAGUAACCAAGUCUAAAUCCGAGGCUAACAACGCCACCGAGCCACCCACGGCGGCAAUUAGCAACACCACCGAGCCAACCACCGGGCCUAUUAAGAACAACACCGGGCCUCCGACCGAGGCUGACGUGGCGGAGCAGCAGGCAGGUUCGGUGGGGCAGGUGUGUUCCGAGGAUUGGAAACGUGGCGUGCUGGCACGAGCUGCCGGCAGCAGCUACAUCCGAGCGGCUGUAGCGGCGAAUGUGACAGGGGUAGAGGGCAUUGAGGCGGGUAUAGACGAAGUGUGUGGGGGGGUGAAGGAGGUGGAGAGGCGUCUGGUGGGAGGAGGGCAGGCGGACGGCUGUCACGGGGGCGACGGGAGUGGUGCAGACGAUAAGAGUGGUGGGAGUGGUGGGAGUGGUGGGAAUGGCGGAAGUGGCGAGAGUGGCGGGGCGGGUGGGCAUGGUGGGAGUGGCAGGAGCCAAGAGAAAUGCAAGCAGUGGCCUGAAAGCUGCUGGCCGGUUCCCGGGGUGCCUCUUUCCCUCUCACACGUACAGCGCCUCUGCACACAUGCUCUCCUGCUGUCUCUGAACGUCGCUCGCCACCACCGCACCACCAACCCAUCACAGAGAGCCUCUUGCCCUCACGUCCUGGUGCUGAGCUUCCCAGGCCAGCACAUUCACAGCGCGUGCCUGUACCACCCACCUUUCUCUCUUUCCCCCCCUUUUCCCUCCACCCCUCUUUCCCUCACAGCAGAGCGUCUCUCGCUCUCGUGUCCUGGUGCCGUGUCUCGGCCCUUCUUCUUUGUCUUUGGCUUCACACACCAGCACACCACCCACGCUCGCCUGUACCACACCAUCCACCUUUCCCUCUCCCCCCACCCUUCUCCCCCCACCCCUGUCCCCAACCCACAGCAGAGCCCCUCUCGCCCUCGCUUCCUGAGCCCCUCUCGCCCUCGCCUUCGGGUUUUUGACUUCUCAGUCUCGCACACCACCCAAGCUAGGCUGCUGAUGUGCCUAAUACCCCCUGCCCAUCUUCCUUCCCCUGCUCCCAACCCAACCAACCCAUCGCAGAGCCCCUCUCGCCCGCGCUUCCUGGUGCUUGGCUUCUCAGGCAAACCAACCACCCUCGCGCGGAUGGAUGUGGAGGAGGCAGCGAGGAUAGCCCGCAUGUCCGGCCGCAUUCUGGUUCUGCCCAAGGUGGGCGACAGUCACGUCUCUCUCGCCCAUCCCCUGCCCCUCUGCGCCUACUGGGACCUCUUCAACCUCUCCCACGCCGCCACGCCGAAGGUCAAUGCCGUCCCCAGCGUCAAAGACAGCCCUGAGAAGAACCAUUCCAACGCCUCCCAAGCCUCUCAGUCGCCCGAAGUGCUGCCGAGCCUGCCCCACGUGGCUUGGAUGUCGCCGGACCUCUUCCUGCUGCUCGCCCGCGCUGCUGCUGCUGCUGCCUCUCCCCCAACCAACGGCUCUGAUACCAGUGGCUCGGAUUCCAGUUCAGAUAUUUCGGGUGUUGCUGGGCUGAGAAGCCCCGCGGUGGGCUUCGUGUGGGUGCAGUCGCGGCACGCCCAGCAAGCCCCCUUUCUCCAUGAGCCCCUCGCGUCCAUAAUGGGCCAUCUACUGCCAUACGCCAUGGGCCACGUGCCUCUCCCCUCCAACACGCUCGACCUGCGCCUCCCAGUGCGAGCUGACGCCGUGCAAGUGCUCAUGCAGGCCUGGCAAGAUAAAGACGUGGUGGUGUGGGUGAAGGCAGCAGCAGGCAUGAUCGAGUUCGACCCGCCCACAGGCAGCCUCGCCUUGGACUCUCUGCCCUACAGCAGGCAGCUCCAUGUACUCGCUACAAGCCUGCUCGGCACUCUCAAUAAGAGUGUGAUGGCCGUGCGCUUGCAACCUGACGUGAUUGCUUGGAGAGUG